Dictyostelium purpureum is the source of this 324-nucleotide messenger RNA. RefSeq lists its product as uncharacterized. The coding region runs from base 1 to 324 and encodes 107 amino acids. NCBI's taxonomy places the organism in Eukaryota, Evosea, Eumycetozoa, Dictyosteliales, Dictyosteliaceae. The transcript has a single exon. The record is from RefSeq and is a predicted model, not a curated record.
AUGAACAAUUGCACUAGAAAAGGAAUAGACUCAUCAGAUUCAUUUAUAUCACAAAAUAUAAAAGAAAAUGAAUCAAUUAACUAUUCAAAUUUGGGACUAAAGAAUAUUAAUGGUACAGAUUGCUUUGCAAACUCAAUUAUUAAAUUAUUAUUAUAUUGUGAAGGUUUAAAGAAUUACUUUUUAAAUGAAAAUAAAAUAAAAUGCAAUUUGGUAAAAAUUCCAUCAAGUUCAGUAGACACAGAAAUUACAAAUGAAAUAAAAAAUCUAUUUAUCAUUUACUAUAAAAAGAAAUCACCAAUUUCAGAGUCUCAUGCAAAACUUUAG